This is a messenger RNA of Eruca vesicaria subsp. sativa (arugula), 270 nucleotides long. The record is from the annotation of a GenBank genome assembly. NCBI's taxonomy places the organism in Eukaryota, Viridiplantae, Streptophyta, Magnoliopsida, Brassicales, Brassicaceae.
AUGUCAGCAACUGCUCUGCUUCAAAAAGCAGCUCAAAUGGGAGCAGCUUCUUCUGGUGGUUCAUUGCUUUGCGGGUUAGGCAUAGUUUCAUCAACUUCUUCUUCUAUGGACUCAAUGGUGCCUCACGGUCUAGCAUUGGGACUGCCUUGUGGCGGUGAAAACAGCUCGGGUAGAGCGGUUGGUAACGGUGCAAAUGGACUGUCUUCUCUAGUUGGACGAAGCGGCAUCAUCGAUGUGGCGGAGAGACGUUUGGGUCGGGAGAGUUUUUAG